UAGAUGCUAAUCAGUAUUCUUGCGGGCCUUUUUUAUAUUUUAUUUUUCGACUUGUAAUUAUUUAUAUAACUUCGAUUUUGUUAGUCCACUGAAGUAAGGCAGCCUCACUGAUCACCCCUUCAAACGUUCUGGUUUGAUUACCCGACCAGCUUUCCUUCUCUAUCUUCCUGGUUUAAAUAUAUACGAAUAUUGCUAAGCAGGAUCAGAGGAAAGAGAAAUGAUUGAGCAUCAUAUGAUGCUACACACUAAGGUCGUUUUGUUCCUGCUUCUUCUUCUUUUCUGUCAGCUGCUUGGUUAUGGAUUCCACAUCCGAAAGGAUGUUCCAUUUACCGAUUGUACAGUGUAUAGUCCAGCUUGCCGUUGUCCAGCGUACAAUCCAAAUUGCGGCCGCUCAUCCACGGACAAGGUACAAAAUUGCAGUAAUCCUGGAACGUUGCCAUGUGAUGAAGUACACGCUCUUGAUAAAUUCGUAGAAGAGUUGAAAUUACCAUCAUCAACGCUCAUUACUGGGGAUUGCGAUAAGAUGGACUUCGAUGAUAUUACAAUUGGAUGCUCCUGCUCCGACGAGAAUAAUAGCCCCGUCUGUCAUGUCACUUCCAUAUCUACUGGCAUUUUGGACUUGAAAGAUGGAAGAAUUGAUAAAGAUGUAUCGAUCCUUACUUUCUUGGAGAAAAUUGAUUUGUCCUCCAACCAUCUUCGUUGUGCUAUUCCUGACUCCUUAGGGAAUCUGAAGGCUCUGGUUUAUCUCAAUCUGAAAAAUAACUUCCUCAAGGGCUCCAUACCUCUAUCAUUGGGGAACCUGGCAUCACUCCAGGUUUUGACUUUGAGCAACAAUAGGUUGUCAGGUGAAAUUCCUAGAGAACUGGGCAAACUCUAUAAUCUGAUUACAAUGGAAUUAGAUGAGAAUCAACUCAGUGGUAGUCUUCCAUUGGAAAUUGGAAACCUGAGGAAGCUUGAACGCCUUGAUUUGAGUUCCAACAAAUUGACUGGACCUCUGCCUCCAACUUAUAAAGACCUCAAGUCUCUAAUCUUUUUUGGAGUAGCUGGGAACAGCUUGAAUGGUUCGAUACGAAAAUUCAUUUCAGGAUGGACUAAUCUCAGUUCUCUGUAUCUCAUGGGAAAUGAUUUUGAAGGGGGCCUGCCUGAUGAAAUUUUUAGAAUGAAAAAUCUUCAAUCUUUGUGGGUUAGUGACCUAAACAACAGCGCUGGUUUCUCUUUUCCAAAACAUAUAGAUAUGCCGUCAAUAUAUAAAAUGAUACUGAGGAACUGCUCCCUUAAAGGCUAUAUUCCUAAUAAUAUUCCACAGUUAUAUUACCUGGAUUUGAGCUUUAAUCAAUUAACUGGUGAGAUCCCAAAAGCUGUGGAGAAUGUGACAACGAUGCUUUUGACCGGAAAUAUGCUUGAAGGACCAAUCCCUCCUCUCGUUGAUGAUAACUGGGAUCUGUCUUACAACAAUUUCUCAAUUCUGCCCAGCAACGAUUCCAGAAACAAGUCCCAUGCACCAAAGCCAAACAUCAAACCGAGCAGGAAUUAUACACUUGAAGCGAGAACCAAAUUUUGCAAGGGGAAAUCAAAGUACUAUUCCUUGUUCAUAAAUUGUGGAGGUGCAAGUUUACCUUUUGAAGGGAAUCAGUAUGAUGGAGAUGUAUCACAAGCCAAGUUCUACGAAGGUCCAGAGAAAAGUAAAGAAAAAAGAUGGGCUUAUUCUUGUUCUGGAGAAUUCUUAUCAUCAUACGCUAAUUCAAGUGAUUACAUAAAGAACAAGACAUGUGGAGUUUCAGAGGAAUCUUUGCAUGAAACAGCUCGUCUUUGUCCCGUGUCUCUCACAUAUUAUGGGUUCUGUUUACAUAAGGGAAAUUACACUGUAAAACUUCACUUUGCUGAAAUUGUUUAUUCAAAGGAUGAAGAUUAUAGCAGCUCUGGAAAACGUAUUUUUGAUGUGUAUAUUCAGGGUGAGAGAAAACUAAAAGAUUUCAGCAUAAAGGAUAAAGCUAAGGAUCCAAACAAAGCAUUAAUAGAAGAAUUCGUGGCACAUGUAGAUGACAAUUUGCUGGAGAUCCAUUUUCACUGGGCUGGAAAGGGAUCUAUGUACACCUCACCACUUCUCAAUGGACCACUUGUGUCAGGCAUUUCUGUGACCCCAAACUUCACAAUUCCUGGAGGCAAUAAACUAUCUACUCCACAGAUAGUAGGGAUCACAGUAGGUUCUGUACUUGCUCCAAUUCUUCUCUUGGCUUUGAUGUGGAAAAUGGGCUGGCUAGGUAACAGAGAGUUGAAAGAAAUACAUAUAGAUGUUGAAGACAGAAGGUUCACCCUCAAACAAAUCAUAGAUGCUACUCAAAAUUUCAGCCCUGAAAUGAUGAUAGGUAGAGGACGUUUUGGGAUAGUGUAUAAGGCUGAACUGUCAGAUCAGAAUGAUCUGAUUAAAUUUGCAGUGAAGAAGAUUUCCCCUGAAUCAAUGCAAGACAAGCUUAAAGAUGAAUUACAAGGGGAGAUUUUUUUCAGCCAGAUGAAAAGAUUGAAACAUGAGAACAUAAUUCAGCUUUUUGGUGGUUAUUCAAGAAAAGACCUUCAUCUACUAAUAUACGAAUACAUGGAGAAAGGCUCCCUUCACCAAGCCUUAUUUGAUCCAAAUUCCAAAAUAGAACUUGAUUGGAAAGUUAGAUUUAAUAUCUGCCUGGGAUUAGCAAAAGCUUUGAAGUAUCUGCAUGAAGUGGAAGAAGAUGGACUCAAAAUUCUGCACAGGAAUAUAAAAACCAGUAACAUUUUGCUUGAUAAAAAUUACAUUGCUAAGUUAACCGACUUUGGAUGGGCAAGGGUUUAUAGUGAGGAAGAUCCAUUUUUGACUAUCAAAGCAGGAGGGGCAAGAGUAUAUGUUGCACCUGAGUAUGCACUGGGGCAACCCAUCACCGAUAAAGCUGAUGUUUAUAGUUUUGGGGUUGUGGCACUUGAAAUAUUCAGUGGAAGACCUGGUAUAGACAAUCAACCAAAUCGGGAAGCUGCUAUUCUUACAGAUGAUGCUCGUAUUGCACAUGCAAAGGGAAAGAUGUUUGGUUUGGUUGAUAGGAGAUUAAUCAAUUAUGAUAGGAAGAAGGCCUUGAAUAUUAUGAACUUGGCGAUUUUAUGCAUCAAUGCAACUGCAGAUCUUAGGCCUACAAUGUCUGAAGUAGUCAGUGUACUUGAAGAUGAGAAAACCGUUGAUCAGAUAUCUAAAGUUGGGAAAUUAUCCAAUACUCCAGCUGCACAUCCAUCCUCAAUAAUAAUUAUGUGGGGUCUGCUUUUUUUAUUACACAAAAAGCCUACAUUUUUAUGAGCGAGAAAGCACUUCAGCACUCAGAGUAUUCAAAAAUUUCCCUCCAAAGUCCUAAUUUCCUGAGGGAAUUCCGCAGCUUUCUUUAUAUGUUUACCUUUUCAGUGUGUUUUUCUUACCUUGUUUGUAGCAUAUAUAUCUAAUGCUGUGUGGGUAUGUAUAAUUAUAUAAUAUUCACAGAACUUGUAUAAUGUUUACAGCAGAUUGCUAGAAAUAUGUUUUUCAUGAAUGAUAGAUUUGGUGGUGUCAGCCUCAUUAAAACUU
This is a messenger RNA of Hevea brasiliensis (rubber tree), 3574 nucleotides long. Its product is annotated as probable LRR receptor-like serine/threonine-protein kinase At1g53430. Gene Ontology annotation, biological process: protein phosphorylation. The coding region runs from base 218 to 3313 and encodes 1031 amino acids. Lineage: Eukaryota; Viridiplantae; Streptophyta; Magnoliopsida; Malpighiales; Euphorbiaceae. The transcript has 26 exons. Gene Ontology annotation, molecular function: protein binding; ATP binding; protein kinase activity. The record is from RefSeq and is a predicted model, not a curated record.